ACACGUGGCUAAUGCAUCAUUACAGCCAAAAUGAGCAGGCCAAACUCUAUUCUAUAAUUUAACAACUCAUGAUCCAGCUUGAUUGAUUUUAAAUUAAGAAAUUGAAAAAUAUGUCAAGAUCAUAUCUUUAGAACUAUAUUAUAUAACAAAACAAGUGGAUAAAGAUUUGAUCAGAGGCUAUAAGAAGUUUCUUGGAGUUGUCAAUUGAACAAGAAAAGGUCAUGAAGCAGAGAGGUUUUAUUGCAAUGAAGACUGAUACAAUGGCCAGUGAAGUUCUGAGUUCUGAUUUUAAAGAACUUGGUGAAGUUGCUAAAAAACUAGCUAAUCAUGCUGUUACGCUUGGUGGGCUUGGAUUUGGAACCUCUUUUCUGGCAUGGGUUGCCUCUUUUGCAGCUAUUUAUCUGUUGAUCCUGGAUAGAACCAACUGGAGAACCAAGAUUCUGACAGCACUUCUAGUCCCUUACAUAUUCUUGACUCUUCCUUCGAUACUCUUCAACUUGUUCAGGGGAGAAUUCGGUAAAUGGAUUGCUUUUGUUGCAGUAGUACUGCGCCUGUUCUUUCCUGAUCAUGUCCCGAAACAUCUGGAAAUGCCUGGCGCGUUGAUCCUUAUUCUAGUAGUGUCGCCUAGCUUCCUUGCAGAUACCAUAAGAAACGACUGGAUUGGCGUAGCGAUAUGCCUUGGCAUCGGGUGUUACUUGUUGCAAGAACACAUACGCGCAUCUGGAGGAUUCAGGAACUCAUUCACGAAGAGCCAUGGCGUUUCAAACUCGGUUGGCAUUAUUCUUUUGCUGGUGUAUCCAGUCUGGUCUCUAGUACUCAUACUCCUAUAGAUGUCUUGUUUUGUUUGCAGCUUGCUAUAUGUUUGUAUGUUUAUAGUGUUGUUUGCUUGAGUGUAAUAAAUCAACAGCUUGAGCUGAUUUCUGUUUGUUA
Daucus carota subsp. sativus is the source of this 930-nucleotide messenger RNA. Its product is annotated as cold-regulated 413 plasma membrane protein 1. Bases 222 to 830 code for a protein of 202 amino acids. The record is from RefSeq and is a predicted model, not a curated record. Gene Ontology annotation, cellular component: membrane. Lineage: Eukaryota; Viridiplantae; Streptophyta; Magnoliopsida; Apiales; Apiaceae. The transcript has 4 exons.